UUCUUUAUUUAAUAUUCUUGAAUAAGAUGUCUGAUGACAUAGAGUCUCAACAAGAUGAACUAAGUGUGCUUUCCUCUAUAUAUGGUAAAGAUUUUUAUUUGCACAAUAGUAAUCAAUUUGAUAUUUGUGUAUCUUGUGAAAAAGAUGAGUGGUGGGCAGUAACUAUUUCUGGACUUCUUCCAUUAACAUAUCCUUCAAAAGAUCCUCCAGUAUUUGAAAUACAUACCGAAUGUCUUUCCACUGUUGAGUUAGUUGCCAUUCAUAAAGAGUUAGAACUUUUGUGGAAUAAAAAUUAUGGGAAUCCAGUUUUAUAUAGUUGGGUUGAAAAGAUCAGAGAAAUGCUUCAAGAAAAGUAUGAGCUUGCAAAGAUGUUUAUUGAAUCUACAAAUGAAGAUAAAGAUCGUGAAAAGAAAAUUACAAGUUUGCUUCGAAAUGAUGAAUCAACUAAAGAUGAUGAUUGUUAUACUGAUGGUGACUUGAUUAAUUUUUUUUCUGGAGAACCAAUGACUGUUAAAAAAAGCACAUUUCAAGGUCAUGUUGCAUUUGUUAAAAGUCUUAAUGAAGUUGAAACUUUUCUUUCCCAAUUAAAAAGGAAUCGUAAAGUUUCUCAAGCAACACAUAAUAUUGUUGCGUAUCGUGUCUGUGGAAUUAAUGAAGGUUCUUAUAUUCAAGACUAUGCAGAUGAUGGAGAGAUUCAUGCAGGCGCAAGGUUACUUCAUUUACUACAGAUUAUGGAUGUUAAAAACAUUGUUGUUGUUGUUUCACGUUAUUUUGGGGGUGUUUUACUUGGUCCAGAUCGAUUUAGACAAAUAAACAAUUGUGCACGAGAUGUUAUUACUCAAUCUGGAUUUUUUAAACUUGAUACUAAAAAAAAUUUAAGGAAAAAAUAAGAUUUUAAUUGAA
Messenger RNA from Hydra vulgaris (swiftwater hydra), 903 nucleotides. Its product is annotated as protein IMPACT-B. Gene Ontology annotation, cellular component: cytoplasm. Gene Ontology annotation, biological process: GCN2-mediated signaling; regulation of translational initiation. Gene Ontology annotation, molecular function: protein binding. NCBI's taxonomy places the organism in Eukaryota, Metazoa, Cnidaria, Hydrozoa, Anthoathecata, Hydridae. The record is from RefSeq and is a predicted model, not a curated record.